AUGUACGAUUCCAACACAGAAGCGUCAGGUGAUGACAACAAGGAGACCGCCACAGAUAGCAAGACCGGCUCGCUUAAGCGUGGCCGUGGCCAAGCGCAUGACUUCGAUGCCGAUAAAUUUCAACCCCGAAAACAGAAGAACAGUGGUGACGACCAGCUCGAGAGAAAUACCCUUGUAGCACCAGAGGACUAUACUACAGGUUGGGUGUGCGCGGUCCCGGCGGAAAUGGUUGCAGCGAGAGGGAUGCUCGAUCAAGUUCAUCCAGACUUGCCCCAGCAGAAUCCAGCCGACCGCAACAGCUACAUCUUGGGUCGGGUUAAAGGCCACAAUGUCGUCAUCGCUUGCCUGUCCCCGUAUAUCGAUGGAACGACACCAUUUGCCAUAGCCACGAGGGACUUCUUCCGGACCUUUAAGUCAGUCCGGUUUUGCUUGAUGGUAGGAAUCGGAGGUGGUGUACCAUCCCAAACACAUGACAUUCGACUGGGCGACAUCGUAGUAAGCCAACCUACCGGAAGAUAUGGAGGUGUCGUCCAGUACGAUUUGGGCAGGGCAUGGCAAGGGGAAGAGUUCCAACGCACUGGCGCCCUAAUUGCACCACCACAGUUCCUCCUAGCAGCCCUAAGUCGUCUAAAGGCCGAUCAUCUGAGCCAAGACAGCGGAAUCCCUGGGUUUUUAUCCGAGCUUGUCCAUAAAGCUCCGAAGAGGAUGAAGAAGAAUUUCGCUUACCAAGGAGCUGCGAACGAUUGUCUCUAUAAAGCAGAGUACGAACAUGUUGACCAGAACUCUGGAUGCGGCGAGUGUGAUCUCUCACACACAAUCCAACGGGCUGCCCGAGACGACACAAACCCAGUCACUCAUUAUGGGACCAUUGCUUCAGGCGAUUACAUCAUCAAGAACGGAAAGACCCGUGAUUUAUUGAGCCAGGACCUUGGAGUACUCUGUUUUGACCUAGAGGCUGCAGAACUGCGGCACCUCCCGUGUCUUGUCAUCCGUGGUAUUUGCGACUAUGCCGAUUCGCAUAAGAACGGAAAGUGGCAAGAGUACUCAGCUGCAACAGCAGCUGCUUUUGCAAAGGAGCUUCUUUCGGUAAUACCGCCAAACAGGGUUCUGCAGGAGAAGCCUAUCCAGCAGUUACUGUUCGAUCUUCUACCCGAAAAUCAUUUUCGACCUGCGCCGUUGGACGCCCGCACAAUUCUCACCGACAGCUACGGAACUUCCAAUGUGGCUAGCGAGAUAUUCAGCGCGGGUCUUGUCUCUACGAAGCCGUCAUCAUUCGAGGAAAACACCAAUGCCGUUGACGGGGACAAGGCAAUAAGACAGAUGGCCAAGACUUUCUACAAUCACACACGCAUCGAAAGUCCCCCCGAUAAUGUCGAUGAUGAAAUCAGAUCCCUCGCAUCGGGACCUGAAGAUAUUCAAUCUCAAGAUGGAUCAAGUCCUACUCGCUGGGAGAUCCUCGAGAGCAUAGGAAGAGAAACGGUUCAAGUAACAUUGCCUCAACAUGACGAGCGGAACUUGACUUUGGAACGCUUUCUUAACAGCGUCGAAGUGGGCCCGGAUGCAAUCACUGCAGAAUUUGAAAUGCCUCUGGAUAUUGAUGAGGAACAAGAAAGCUCUGUAGAUGGAGACGACCAAGAUGGCCUUGACCUCGUUGAUCUUGAGAAUGCCAGAAGCUAUUUCACCUCCGGAACAUCACUAAUGCAAUUCAAAGCCGAGUUCCGAGACUUCCUUCACCUCCCCCGCAUGGUCGUGGAAAAGGCGCAGACACAAAUGCAGGGACAAACGGACACGGAGUCAGGGCGGGGGGGCAAUGCCAAGUCGCACGAAUGGUUCUAUAGCGUUGGGUUUUCGCAAAGCAAACUAACGUCUUGGCUUUACGAUACGAGUAAGGAGCCGGGGCUUAUUACUUAG
Molecule: messenger RNA, 1911 nt
Organism: Colletotrichum tamarilloi
Lineage: Eukaryota; Fungi; Ascomycota; Sordariomycetes; Glomerellales; Glomerellaceae
Exons: 5
Coding region: 1-1911 (636 amino acids)
Biological process (GO): nucleoside metabolic process
Molecular function (GO): catalytic activity
Source: RefSeq, a predicted model, not a curated record